Messenger RNA from Sesamum indicum (sesame), 806 nucleotides. The record is from RefSeq and is a predicted model, not a curated record. Lineage: Eukaryota; Viridiplantae; Streptophyta; Magnoliopsida; Lamiales; Pedaliaceae.
GAUGCUCCACAUACUAACCUUGUUUUCCUUCUCUUUUUACUCCUUCAUACCAUUUCCAACACGACCGCACAACGAACUCCAUCAAUGAUGCCUAUCAAAGCAACUGCAAAAAUGGGUUCAAGAAUGCAAACCCUUCCUCCAAAUCUCAUCCCACAACCCACAAAGUUCCAAACCCAACCCUUUCCCUCCAAUCCCGCCGUGGCCCAUCUCGUGAAACCCAGUUCCAACCCACCCAGAACCCUCAGAAUAUCGUGCAGCAAAGAGAAAGAAGGCCUCACUGAUGAAUUGCUGGCAGUGGAAUUGGGCAUAGAAAUCAAGAAAUUGAACUCCCACGCAGUUCAAAGAGAUGAGGCGUUGAAGAGGAGCAGAGAGCUCCUAUUCACAGAGGUCUGCAAAUUCAUGGGACUGAAAUCAGACGAUUUGAGGAAGAAAUGGAAGAGAAUGAAUGAAGAGGAAAGAUGGGCUUUGGCAAAAGGGUUUGUUACAGAGUGGAGUGCCCAUUUUCAUCCAUUAUCUGCACGCUCUGUUAAGGAACUGGUGGAAGAACACUUGUGCAAAAGCAAUGAGUUUUCUGAUUCUGCUCCUAGUAAUUUGUUUCCAGACCUGAGAAAAUUGUUGGGAUUUCCUCGAAAUAGUGAAGGAUGAAGAAUUUCAUCUUCUUUUUAUUCCUUUCUCAAAUUUUCAUUUCUUUUCAAGGUUCUGGUUUUGUAUUGCUGAUACAUGUCAUGGGGUCAGACCAUUGUUUCUGAUUGAAAUGAUACCAAUUCAGAUUAUAUGCUCAUAUUUCUUUGAUUUGUUAUUAUGUU